AUGGGACUGAAUACCCCCCUGCCAGGCUGGUCGCCACCCAGCGCUAUUGGUGUCGGCGGCUUCGGAUUCGGCGGACAGGCUGGUGCCGAAAUGACCGACUUCCUCAUCGUUCUCAACUCACGAUCGGCCCUCGCUUCGUUCAUGAGCGCCGGCUCGCUCACCCUCGGCGGCAACCUCUCUGUGAGUAUCGCUUCGUCGUUCGAUGCAGUUGCAUCUCUGAGCAGUUUCAGCUUGCGAAAUCUGAGACGUGGCAGAGAUAACCCCAAACGAAAUAGAGUUGUUGCCGAGUUUCAUGUCACUGACCCCUCGCAGGUUGCCGUCGGACCGCUUGGCCGCAAUGCUGAAGGCUCCGGCUCUGUCAACACCAAGGGCAACCUCGCCGCCAUGUACUCGUACUCGAAGACCAAGGGCCUGUUCGGUGGUGUGUCCGUCGAGGGCACCGUGCUCGGCGAGCGCAAGGACGCGAACAAGGCGGCUUACGGUGGCGAGCCGACCGCCAAGCAGAUCCUUACUGGCUCCUUUGACCCGCCAAACUGGGCGUACACCCUCAUCGACGAGCUGAACCGUUGCACGGGCAUGCCGGGUGGCCAGACCUGGAUCGACGACUCGCGCUAUGCUCAAAACUUUGACGGCCGCCGCAACAGCUAUGACUAUGACGACUCGGAUUUCAAGGGCGCCGAAGAGCAGGACGAGAACCCCUACCGCUCUGGCUACUCGACGCCACCUGCGGGCUACGCAUUCGGGGAGGGCGUCGGUGCCGGCGGCAACACGAGCCGCAAGCGUGCAAGCUCCCUCUUCUCGAUCGGCGGCAAGGACAAGGGCUCGGCCGCACCCAUGUUCGCCUCGCGCAGCACGCACGAGCCCGCCGAGCGCUCGGGCAACUCAACGCCGCCCGAGCAGCGCAACGCCCCGUCGAGGCCGUGGGAGCGCCGCUCCAGCGCCUACCUCCCUAACCUCCCCCAUCUCCCCGGAACGCGCAAGGGUGACUAUGACCGCCGCCCUGGCCCGAGCAGCGAGACAUACAACGCCGAGGUGUCUCGGAGCUCAAGCGUGAAGCGUCCGUACGAGAAGAAGGCGACGCCGUCUCCGUUCAGCGAUGCGUUUGCGACCAACGGCACCUCGCGAAGCAGCACGCCGCCGUCCGACUCUUGGGACGCUGCGGGUGCUGGACCCAAGGGGCCGAAUGCUUCCUGGUCCACGGGCAGCAAGGACCUGCUGGGCAGCUGGGACGCGGACGAGCAGGGCCUCACUCAAAACUUUGGCCGCAUGGGGAUUCGGCGCAACACUGGCACGCCCCCGCGCUCUCGCUCCAGCUCGCAGGCGCGCCCCUUUGAUGAUAUUGCCGAGGACCCGUAUGCGAUCAACCGCCCUUCGCCGCCGCGCACGCCGUCGCGAGGAGGCAUGUCCCCCUCUCGCUCUGGCACCGGUAUCGCGGCAGCUCUGACGCGCAAGCUGACCGGUCGCAAGCGUGCAUCCACCCUGCAGACGCCGUGGGAGCGUACCCGCGCCCCGAAGGAGUGGGACUCGCCUCUGGAUGAGUACCCCGAGCCGACAUGGCGAGGGGAGCACCAUACUCUGACCCGUGAGCGUUCUGCAUCCCUCGGCAACCCGCUCGGCCACGCUGGCUCGUCCGCCUACAACAACCGCAACUCGAUGUAUGGCGCGCCGCCGCGAGGCAACAUCAACCCGCUCGCGCACGAGCGUGACUCGGAGGCGGGGUAUCCCCGUGCCGUGGCUCUGUUCGACUAUGCGAGCACCGAGUCGGAGGACCUGCCGCUCCGCAAGGGACAGAUCAUCACGCUGCUCGAGGGCGUCGACGCGCAGUGGUGGAAGGGACGGUGUGACGGCAAGGAGGGCAUCUUCCCGAACAACCACGUCGAGGUGCUGGACAUUCCCAAGGUGCUCAAGUGCAAGGAUCUGACGAGGAGCCAGCUGCGCUCGCGUGUGCUGGGUCUGAAUGAUUUUGACUAG
Molecule: messenger RNA, 1971 nt
Organism: Trichosporon asahii var. asahii CBS 2479
Lineage: Eukaryota; Fungi; Basidiomycota; Tremellomycetes; Trichosporonales; Trichosporonaceae
Exons: 4
Coding region: 1-1971 (656 amino acids)
Biological process (GO): actin cortical patch localization; actin filament bundle assembly
Cellular component (GO): actin cortical patch
Molecular function (GO): actin filament binding; phosphatidylinositol binding
Source: RefSeq, a predicted model, not a curated record